AUGUCACUUUCUAAACAAAAAAGUGUUGAUGAAACAGAUUUUGAUGAAAGUUCACUCAAAUUUCUGGGUAAAGGAACCUAUGGAACUGUUUAUCGAGUUGCGGUGGAACCCGGGAAGUCGGCGGUUUGCGUUAAAUAUCUGAAGCCAAGCAAUGACAGCGAUUUUGAGAGUCUUUUCGUGAAAGAAUGUGCAAUACUCAAAAAGCUUCAACAUUUGAACAUUAUCCAGUAUCAUCACAAGAUUCGGAUUCCUGAGAAGAGGCGAUAUGGGAUUGUGACCGAAUAUUGCGAGAGAGGAACUCUUCAGAAUGUGAUCAUGAGCUCUUCAAUCAGUUACACGAUUUGGAUGGUGGUCGAUUGGAGUGAGGGUUUAUUCCGGGCUUUGAAGUAUCUUCAAGAAAAUCACACAAUCUUGCAUCGAGAUAUCAAACCAUCAAACAUUUUCAUGACACACACUUUUAUCCCGAAGAUUGGCGACUUUGGUUCCACGAAGCUGUACGAGAAAACGACAAUGAACUCUCGGCAUACGGGAACUGAUCUCUACAUGGCGCCUGAGACUUACAUUGAGGAUAAAAAUUCUCCAAAGAGUGAUGAGCAACAAUCAAUACUUUUAAUGUUCAAAAAGCUUUUCAAUACAAUGGAGAAAACAAGAAUCGUGCCUAUCGAGAAACCCGAAUGUCCAACAAAACUUCAAGAAAUGAUUAUCAGCGGUUGUUCGUUUGAGUACAAAAUGCGUCCUUCGAUUGCUCAAAUCAUUGAUGGCUUUGUGCAAUUGAAAAAGGAAGAAGACAUCAAAAGAUUUGAAUCACAACGACCACGGGAAGAUCCAAAACAAAUGGAAAUCGUUCGACCAAUGGAGUUCGAUGGAAGCAUUGUGAAGAGAAAGAAUUCAGAUGAUAUAUUUGCUUUAUCCGAUGACGCGAAAAAAUAUUUUGGAAUGGUGACGAAUUUUGUUCAAAGCAAUCUUGAGAAGAAUGAUUUGAUCUUUCAUGAAUUUGUGCCAGCAAUUCUGCCAAUUGACAGAGAUGAUUCCCUGGAGAAGUUGUUAGAGAAACGAUUGAUUUAUGAGUUCCAUGCUCAAUACCAGUUCUACUUGAUGACUUUUGACCUUUUGGCUACGUUGAAACAGACAUGGAUCGGGUAUUUGGAUCUCUUUGAUGAACACGAAGAUCUUCUAAAAUGCCAGAAAGUGUUAAAAGAUGGUCAAAUGUGGAAAAAGGGUUUUCACUUCUACAAUUAUUUCCUUAAUUCGACUAAAGAGCAAUGGUUCCUCGUUAGAGUUGAAGAUGAGAGGAGUUUAUUUUUGGAGAAAAGUUUAGUGAAAGUACGGUGGUUUGAUGGGGAAUGGGUGAACAAUCAAGAGAAUAGGGAGAUUGAGGUCCACAAAAUGCAAAACCUCGGGGGAAAGUUGUCUUACUAUGCGCAAGCUAUCCCAUGGCUGAGCCUCUUUCUGAGGCCAACUCAACCCGAAGUGGCGGCCCACAUCAAAGAGGUUGACGCUUUUUCAAAGAAA
Molecule: messenger RNA, 1512 nt
Organism: Mesorhabditis belari
Lineage: Eukaryota; Metazoa; Nematoda; Chromadorea; Rhabditida; Rhabditidae
Source: the annotation of a GenBank genome assembly